ACUGCCGCCAUCUUGGCAGUUGCGCAAGGCGGAGAAAUCUGCCUUCGGACAAUUUUUCCCGCGUUAUUUCUAUUUUUGGCGCUUUCAUGCUAAAAACCAUUAUCUCACCUUGUGCAAUAUCUACCAAAGCACCUGCAAGUUGCUUCACAACCACCUUUCGAGAGGACUAAGAGCGCUUCGAACGUUUUUUUCGAGGUUUGUUACCAUCCACCCUCCCCUUUCGCACCGGCUACAAGUGCGAACACAGCAAAUUUUGUACAUACUUUUGAUUAUACCAAUUUGUAUAAAUCGACAGCGUUUGUAGAUAUUUUGUAUAGAUUUUAAAGUGUAUAUAUUGAAGAUAAACUCUACGGAAAACGAUGGAAGGAUCAGGGAUAGCUGUUCUAGAGCCAAAUUCGGUUACUGGGCCUGUACCGGCUCCGGUACCAACUACAAACGCUUGGGGGAAAGCUUCGAGUUCUAGUCCAUGGAAGACUUGUCAAGCGCCGGCCCCUUGUUCACUUGAGGAUGUCAUGAGCGAAGAACUGGCCAAGGAACUACAAGAGGAAGAGAAGGAGACUUUCCAGAAGCUAACUGCUGGCAGUGGACCAGACUUCCUGGCUGCCCAAACAGAUGACCUUGACGUCAGUGAUGACCUUCUGCUGGCCCAGAUGUUACAGCGGGAGUUUGACCUUGAACAUGACCAGAUGCUGCGCAUGGAGGAGAAGAAGGUCAACGGAGACAGCAGAGUGACCAUCUCGUUUGAGAACUACCGAAUGGUUCACCCGGCAGAGACAGAGGACAGCAGUGGCAGUGAUGAGGACCUGGACACACCAGAGGAUGCCUGGGAACAGGACACCCCAGCGACUGUGCCCAAGCGAGGGUACACAGGCCGGGGACAGAACAUGGUCACCAAACAUGACGCCAAGAUCUGUGGGCAGAAAAACUCUGCUAGGAUGAUGCAGUUCCCCCCAGACUUCCACAGUGGAGACAGUGUAGGCAUGGUUCUACCCAACCAUGUGUACAACACACUGAAAGUCCACUCCUACAAGGAAGACCAUCGCAGCCACAGGGUUCAUGAUAAGAAGGAGAUCUCAACAGCUGAACAAGCCAUUGACCCCAAAACCCGUCUGCUGCUGUACAAGUUGGUGAAUGCUGAGAUCCUGGAGUGCAUCAACGGCAGCAUCAGUACUGGGAAGGAGGCCUGUGUGUUUCAUGCCUUCGGUGGCAAAAUGGGUGACCUCCUGGUUCCCAACGAAUGUGCCAUCAAGGUGUUCAAGACGACGCUGAACGAGUUUCGCACACGAGAUCGCUACAUCAAGGAGGACUUCCGCUUCAAGGAUCGCUUCAGUAAACUCAACCCCCGCAAAAUCAUCAAGUUGUGGGCAGAGAAGGAGAUGCACAACCUCAACAGAAUGCGUCGUGCAGGCAUCCCGUGCCCGGAAGUUGUCCUGCUGAGGAAGCACAUCCUGGUGAUGUCAUUCAUCGGUCAGAACCAGCAGCCGGCCAAGAAACUCAAGGACAUCCAACUGUCAGCUGACCAGUGGCAGCAGGCCUACGCUCAGUGUCUGGAUUUGAUGUGCAGAAUGUACCGUGACUGCCACCUCAUCCAUGCAGACCUGAGUGAGUACAACAUGCUGUGGCACAAUGGACAGAUCUGGUUCAUCGACGUGAGCCAAUCCGUGGAGCCGCAGCAUCCACACGCACUCGAGUUCCUGUACAGGGACUGUCGCAAUGUCUACCAGUUCUUCACCAGUAAGGGAGUACCCAACGUACUGCGGCCGCAUGAACUGUUCAACAAAGUGUCAGACAUGGACAUAAAGGCUGGGGAGGACAAGGACUGUUUGGCACAGAUCCAGACCUAUGAGAAAAAGGAAGAGUACCUCAGCCAGGGGAUGUCUCGUGAAAACUUCGCCUUCGACUACUUCUUCGAGCGCUCAAAGCUCCAACAAGAAGCACAAAAGGCAAAAGAAGACGGAAACUCAGAGGAUGACAAUGAUGAAACAUAGCAACGCAUGAUGACAUUAUUGACUAGAAAACUGUCAGUAGAACUGUCAAAAUAGACUCAUGUUGCAGAAUGUUUUAUCAAAUAUAAUGUAAUUCAGGUCUUCUUUCAUAUGUGUAGAAACCUGUAGUUUGCUGUAUGAUUUAUUAUUAUUAUUUGGACAGAAUUGCAACAAGAAUUGUAUUAUUUGAUAUCUUGUGUGCAAGUAUACAUAUAGUGACAAAUAGAUGGAGGAAAGUAUAUGGAGUUUAAGUUAAGUAUGAUCCUAUGUUUAUGUCUACAUGCGGCCUCAUAAUGAAAAUGUAAGCACUGUAUUUAAAGCACUGCCUUUUCUUUACCGAAAGAAGGCAUUGAUUGUGCAAAGUCAAAAGUUUCUACAUGUAAGUAGUUCCAAAAUCAGUGUAGCACAAUAUACCAAAUCACCAUAAGCCAAGAAAAUGUACAAAGUUUUGGCAGACCAUGAAUACAUGCUGUAUACAAAAGUGUGAAUCAAUUUUAUAUCAGUCUUCAUGCAUACGUUAAUUGGAAAGUAAAAUCUUAAUUUAUGUUUCCACAUUUUAGUUGGGAAAGCCAAUUGUGACAAAGAAGUAAUUUUCCCAACAUCUGCUUAGAGAUACAUGUGUAAGAUUGUGUUCUUUAGUUUGAUUUAGCUUUGCUCUGCAACUAUCAACAGACAAUGCCUUGUACAGAGCUGUACUUACUAAAGAAAAAAGAACAGACGAAAAACUGAUUGAACAAAGUUC
Molecule: messenger RNA, 2727 nt
Organism: Branchiostoma belcheri (Belcher's lancelet)
Lineage: Eukaryota; Metazoa; Chordata; Leptocardii; Amphioxiformes; Branchiostomatidae
Product: serine/threonine-protein kinase RIO3-like
Exons: 11
Coding region: 360-1988 (542 amino acids)
Biological process (GO): protein phosphorylation; maturation of SSU-rRNA
Cellular component (GO): preribosome, small subunit precursor; cytosol
Molecular function (GO): ATP binding; protein serine/threonine kinase activity
Source: RefSeq, a predicted model, not a curated record